This is a messenger RNA of Daldinia caldariorum, 2825 nucleotides long. RefSeq lists its product as uncharacterized. The transcript is spliced from 3 exons. Gene Ontology annotation, cellular component: cytoplasm. Gene Ontology annotation, molecular function: protein binding. Bases 518 to 2797 code for a protein of 759 amino acids. The record is from RefSeq and is a predicted model, not a curated record. NCBI's taxonomy places the organism in Eukaryota, Fungi, Ascomycota, Sordariomycetes, Xylariales, Hypoxylaceae.
ACACCUUGCACCUUUGGUACUAGAAUACAGAAUACGUAUGGGAUUACAGGACACUUGUAACGGGAUUAGCUAGCUUGCCAGAGCAAGGAAGAGCGACCGACCUCGACACGGGGCCUGGGACUGGGCAACUUCCAAAGUCUUUUGAACAACAACCAUCCUUCCACCAAAAAAAAAGUGUUGCUCCUCUUACAUCUUCCAGAACAAUGUGGUGUACCUUAAUAGUUCAAUCAUAUUUCCAAUCAGAUAUCAUCGUCUAGAUAGCCCCCCCCCUUUAAACAAAGUCGGUCGCAUGAGAAACCAACCUCAGCAAACAUUUCGUCUGAUACAGAGUUCCUAUUUUUUUUUUUUCGAUCGCCUCUUUCUAAUCGGUACAAAUAUUCCCCAUUUUGCUGGUUCCGGUCGCGUGCAUGAUCAACAGAAGGGGCCCGCUUAACCCCCGACUCGGCUCUUUCUUUAGUCUGCGUCCUCAUCCACACGCUCUCUUUCCAUCUCGAAUUUCAUCCUGCUGGCCUUCCCCAUGACGGCUGUCGCAAGCCCGCCAACUUUUGCUCAGCACAACCGACCGGCAUGGAGUAUUAACGGCGGACACGGCGGUCAGAUCAAUCCCAUGAAUCCUGACGAGCUGAACCGGAUGUUUCUGCCCCGAAAGAACCUGCAGCGAAACAACUCAUCCUCUUCCAUUUCUUCGAUUUCAUCCGUAUCAUCUACUUCGACUAUCGCUACGACUGGCUCCCAGACGAAUGGCAAUCCUGUACCAACCUCGGGUGAUAUGGGCGCAUGGAGUAAUGGUACCGGACCAAGAAAACGACCACAGGCAAAAGCCCCUUGGCCGUCGUCGAAGCCAGAUGCUCAGUCGGAUUUUGUCAGAAUUUCAGCAGGGCGUCCGCAGAUGGUUGGUAGUAUAAAUGGAUCUGCACCAAUGCAUUCGCCCUCGCCAGUAUUGCCUUCCCAAGGCAUGAUUGGAGCGCAACAGGGAAUAUCUCGUUCCAUGCCCGAUUCUCUACCUAGUGGGAACCAACCCGUUUUAUAUCUAUUGUCUCUCAACGGGACUUUCGAGCGCAAGACGAUUUCUGUCCCAUUCUCACCGGAGACCCUUAGAAUUGGUCGCCAGACGAAUGCAAAGACAGUUCCGACUCCAAUCAAUGGCUUCUUCGAUUCGAAAGUCCUUUCUCGCCAACAUGCAGAAAUUUGGGCGGAUCGACAAGGGAAAAUCUGGAUUCGCGAUGUAAAGUCUUCCAACGGUACCUUUGUCAAUGGUACGCGGCUGUCUCAAGAGAAUCGCGAGUCCGAGCCGCACGAAUUGCAAACCAAUGAUCAUUUGGAAUUAGGUAUUGACAUCGUCAGUGAAGAUCAGAAGACGAUUGUACAUCAUAAAGUGGCAGCAAAGGUUGAGCAUGCAGGUUUCUUGAACCCUUCGAGCAAUUUGCUCGAUAUGAAUUUUGGCGAUCUCGAUCCUGCGAACGGGUCUAUGAUGAUGAUGGGUCCCCAAGGCGGUCUCCCAGCUCGGCCCAGAGCGGGAAGUCAAGCGUCUAUGGCGAGCAAUGGGCGGAUUAUCGCGGGCGGUGGUAUGAUGGGAUCUCAAGGAAAUGUAAUCGGCCAUCAACGAGGCCUGUUCUUUUCGCCCAUUAGCACCGAGCAGAUUGUGAAGCGGCUUCAGCACGAAAUGCGGACUCAGCGUCUUCAAUCACAAGAUCUAGGUCGAACAAAUCAGUUUGUCCAAGGACUUCUAACGAAAGAUGAUAUCAAGGAUAUCGAGAAACCCGAGGCGUUGGAACAACCACGGUCACAGAUCAUCAACGGAAAUGCGAUAUCAUUUAGAUCCGACAACGGCAAGACUCGAUUCUCCGAUCCUCCAGCGCCUCCACCACAGCAGCCUCUGCCCGAGAAACCAGACGUUCCCUCACUAAGGCGAGGUAUCACUGAGCGACCGAAACAGCCCAACCAGAAUUCAUCGCCGACCCGGCAAGAUGGCAACACGAGUCAGAUCCUGCAGUUAACAGAAGCCUUGAACAACGCGAAGCGCGAGAUUGAAAACCAGAGUUCACGUAUGCGAGACCUUGAGGAAACUUUGCAGAAAGAGCGUCGAGCUCGAGAGCUCGCCGAGGAGUUGGCUAGAAGAUUAGAAGAUGCCUCUAACGCAAAGACAAACGGAGUUCCUGUAAAGUCAGAAACUGGUGAGAUUGCGUUGAAAGAAGCCUUCGAACCUCCUGUGGAUGAAGUAUCGCCCGCCACUGACAAUAUUUCCCCCGGUACGAUUAAAACAUCUCCGCAGACCGAAGCCAUCGAGGCUUCAGCUACACAAUUUCAUUCCCAGAUUGAGUCAAUGCUGUUGGAAAUUAGAGAUUUACGACAGCAGCUCGACACUUUCAAACAACGGGCGGAGACAGCUGAAGCUGAAAGAGAUGCGGACCGUAAGAGCCUGGCAGAAAUGGCUUUGCAGAUUCGAAGAGAUGCUGAAGCACGAGAAGCCGCCGCGCGGGAGAAAGUUUUAUUGCAUACCCAUGCUUUCGAGAACUCUAACAGCACAAGUGUAGCUUCUAAGGAGUUCUCGGUAACUGAAAAUACGCCUUCAGACUCGAGCCAGGAUCAGUCAAGUUCUAACGAACCCAUUGACCAGCCUACGCUCUCAAGGGCCAAUACCAUAACGCCACAUUCUACGACGCCUGGGCGUUCAGCACGCGAUCAGGCAUUGGCAAACAGCAUACCUUAUGCAUCAAUGAUUGGAGUCGUUCUUAUGGGUAUGAGUCUCAUGGCUUAUAUAAACGGGUGGCAACGGCAACUGAAACUUGAGCAAUGAGCAACUCAAUUACUACACAGUAGGGCCA